Molecule: messenger RNA, 2442 nt
Organism: Fusarium verticillioides 7600
Lineage: Eukaryota; Fungi; Ascomycota; Sordariomycetes; Hypocreales; Nectriaceae
Exons: 5
Coding region: 1-2442 (813 amino acids)
Biological process (GO): positive regulation of transcription by RNA polymerase II; DNA-templated transcription
Molecular function (GO): zinc ion binding; DNA-binding transcription factor activity, RNA polymerase II-specific; sequence-specific DNA binding
Source: RefSeq, a predicted model, not a curated record
AUGAGCAAUUGUCAGCUUCACCAAACAUCCAGCGACACCAGCCAACCACGUUGUCUGCUUGUGGUCACCCCUGUAUUCUUACAAAAUCUCAUGGCUACGCGUAUCAAUGCCCCUAAAAAGGUCCGCCUGGCCUGUCGACGCUGUCGGGUCCGUCGCAUUAAGUGCGAUGGUCAAGUACCCGCUUGCAGCAACUGCGCAAAGGCUGGGCAGGUCUGCUUGGAUGUGGACAGUCAGAACUCAGACGUUGUUAUUCCCCGCAAUUUCGUGUCUGCUGCCCGUGAAAGGAUACGAUGGUUGGAAGAUAUCAUUAGAGAGCGUCUACCGGACAUAGACCUACGUUCUGGUCCUCAGGUCGAUCCUUCGUCUGAUCCAACGGCCCCCUCGCAGGAUGAGAGAAUCCCCGAAGAUGCCGAUAUCACAAUAUCCUCAAUUCCACCAGUGCCAACAGUUUCUCGCAAACGGUCAGCAGAGGCAUCAGGACAGUCCGAUCAAGAUGAAUCUUUUCCAGAAAGCGCUCAUUCUGUUGCCGUCAACCUUGGCAUGCUUUCUCUCAAUAUCGAUUCACCCCAAAAGCACUACCUUGGCUCAAGCUCAGGACUUCUCUUCACAAACCUCAUUGGGGCGUCCCCGCCAAGUGUGGAAUCCACGUCCCAGUGCCCUCAAGGGGACAAGUAUGCUGGAGAGCUUGAACGGAGUGAUGACGCUGUUGCUCAAGAUCAAAACAGGAAGUACCAUCAAGAACUGUACAAUCUUCUGAAACAAGAGCUACCGUCAAAGCAUAAUGCCCUUGUUCUAAUACACACAUACAUCCGUUGGAUCCACCCCGACUUCCCCUUCCUAGAGCCGCUCUCUCUAUUCAGUCCCGUCGAAGCCAUAUAUUCCUCCCUUGAGGGCAUUUUGGAAUGCGAUGUCUCCUCCCAUGGUUGGCCCUCUAAUAUGCCGCCGUUUCGAUGGAAUGGAAGAGUGGUAAUCCCAGGAAUUUCCAAUGAAGAAGGCGUUACCUUGUCAGCAGUCGCCUUUAUACUCUUCAUGGUCUUCAACAUUGGCGCUCUGGUCAAGGUGCGAUCACGAAACUACGACUUUCCGCCGCAACGAUUUUACCGUGCUGCCCUCCAAUUCUCAAAAGAAGCCUUCGCUCAUAUUACUUUGUCCUCUAUCCAAUCUUUGAUGAUGCUAGUUAUGCAUGGCAUGCUUACGCCAGCAGAGGUAAACUUGUGGACAUUAGUGCAUCUUGGGUUGGCCUACUGUGUCGAGACAGGUAUACAUCGGGAACAAAGCCAGUCGAAUUCAGACGGCUUUGCUAUGCUACAAGUCAGACGCUUCACCUUCUUUACCAUCUACUCUUUGGAUAGAUCCAUUUCAUCAAUACAGGGAAGACCCCUUGGCUUUAGGGACGAAACAUUCGACGUCAAGAUACCAGAAGUGUCGUCUAACCCCGAUGAGAACAUGCAGGGACCACUGCCACCAUCAUUCGUUACUGCAGUAACGUAUUACUCGUCAUAUCAUUUCAGAUUGGACCGUAUUGUGUCCGACAUAAAGCUUCACCUGUAUCACCUACCCGGUGAUUCUAGCUUCUUCCCAUGGCCGGACAAUCCCACGGAACAGCAGGCCAGGAUUCGGCAGACUUUGCAAAGUUGGUGGCAGGAAGUCUCUAACGACGCCUUCGAGUAUCCCAGUCUUGAUAACCGGCAACGGGAAGUCUGGAAGAUAAAGCUCAGACUGAAGUACCAUACAACGAUGGUCCUACUCUUCCAACCAUCCCAAGUUAUCCGGCAGCCCGCUUCAGAGGCGCUCCGAGUCUGUUUUGAUAGUGCGGCUGGCAUCCUCGAUGGCUACCAGCGGCUGCACGAUCUCCAUGGCCUUCACUUUGGAUGGAGAGCAGUGCAGAAUAUUUUCGCGGCGGGUGCGACCUUGAUCUAUUCAUUCUGGACGUCACAGGCUGUUCGGGAAAAGGCGUCACCAGAGACAAUGUCAAAGAAUUUGCGAAGCUGCUCUACCCUCCUCACAAUUGGUGGCGAAUGGUGGCCGUCUGUAAGGAAUGGUCAAGCCAGCUUUGGGUCGGUCGCAGAUUUGACCAUGAAGAGGCUGUACAUGGCGGAUGCGUCCAACAAAGCUCCUCGACUGACUUUACAACAAACUGCGUCUGCCAGACCAAGAGACGUAACCGACAUUGGUGCAACUGGAACUCAGCAUGAGCCUGAAUUCUCAACCGAUACUGGUCAGUCAGCAGCGAUUGACACAAAUGCAGCGUGGCAAAAUCUAGACUUGGAUGUCGGAAGUAAUCCCGACCAAUUUGACUGGCCAGCAAUUGAGGGCGGAUUUGAUCCGGAGAUCGAGAUGUUUCUGGAGGACUUCAACAGAUCCGAUUUUACCUGGAGCUUUCCACUGAAUGGCAAUCAAGAUCUGGACCUCUUCGGACCCGAUCUUAACCCCGGCUUCUGA